UUGGCUGUGUCUCUGUGAGGGGUUUCUCUGUGGAAUGCCCGUGUCAUGAUGCCGUCGCUGAGAAUCACCCUGCGUCCAGGUGACCAGGGAGGGCGUGUCGAGUCGUCAGCCAAUCACAGCGGGUGCUUUAGGAGAGUCAGUUCCUGUUUAUGUUCAUCAGUACUUCCUCUCAGAACCCUCCCGCCUCACUGAUGUCCUGCCCCCUCAGUAAGUGGUAGGUAGGUAGUUCCUGUAUCCAUCUCUUCCAUCACUUCCUCUUCCUCCUGAAGCCCCUCACCUUACUGUCUGGCUGUGUGGGGAUGCUGGUGCUAGCUGGCACUGUUCGUAACUAUGGUGAUAGUCAGGUAACCGUGGUAAGAGGAGUCUGUGGGCACAGCUUCCUGAUGUUGUGCCAGGUGCUGACGGGACAGGAGGGCACCAUCGAACAGACGGGCACAGAGGUGCUGUGCAACUCUGCUUCCUAGUUUACACUGAUGACAUCACAACAGGAAGUAUAGGACCUAUCUUACUGUAGAACGUCAAUCUCCGCCUCCUUGCACUUUCUAGAACUUCCUGUUGCUGCUACUUGACUUCCUGUUGCACAAAGUCUCUCAGACACUUUAAGGCUCUGACCUCUAACCUCUGAACCCAAGCAGCCAUGAGGCACAUUCACGUAGAACUGACACGCGGCAGCAAGGAGGAGCUGGCUCCUGUGGAGCUUCCAUCCCAGGAUGGGGACCUGCCUCCUCCCACGGCCCCCUCACAGGUCCCCAACCUUGGGGUGAUGAGACCGGGGGUGGUGGUUCCCAAGCCCUUUGGUCAUGAGCAGCUGCGUCUCCAGAAGGUCUACCAGCUCUCCAUCUUCUCCCAGCUGGGGGGGUUCUCAGCCUCCGAGCUCCCUAGAACCAGUGAGGCCCAGCCGGGUCAGGUCCAGCGGACUGACAGGGUGGGGGUCAAGAGAGGACAGGGUGGGGUUCAAGAGGAUUCCCAUCAAACACACAAAUGGCCCCACCUGGCUGGGGACCUUGACAGGGAAAGAGAUGGAGGGGUUCUGUCAGGGUCAGGACCUGGGGUAGGAUUGGAUGUCGGAAUGGGGGUAGGGAUGGGGGUGGGGCAGGGGCCUGUAUCCUCCUGCAUCAUGGUGGAUCACAGAGACUCAGAUGGGGGCCUGUCGCCUAUCCCCCCACCUGCACCCCUCUCUCCGGGCCACACCCCCGCCCGACGCCCUGCCCAGCACAAUCACGACAGGCCCGUCCCGGACCUGUGGGCCCCACUGUCACCCAAACCAUCCCCCAUGGUCGAGCCCCACAGCCCUCCUGGCUCCCGCAGCCCCUUUCCCAGCAUAGAGUCUCCUCCUGGGGGCGACGCGUCAGCCUGCUCCCUGGGCAAUCCUGGAGGGUCUGGGGAGGGCAGCAGUAGUGGCUCCUCAUUAGGACAGCAUCAGCCCAACUGCUGCACUGAUGGCCCCUGUGGGGCCCUUGGGGCAUUCGACACCCGUAGCCCUCCCCUCGGACCUCCAGGCUCCCUCUCCCACUGCUUCCUUCCCACCACAGACCCCCAGGAGCCUGGGGAGGGUAGGGAGUGGGGGGCCAAGCUGGAGUCCUCACCGCCCCAUCCUAGUGCUGCCGCCUUCAACUUCACCAGCGGCCCGAGCUCCGUGGAGAAGACCCCCAGCACCAGCGGCCCGAGCUCCGUGGAGAAGACCCCCAGCACCAGCGGCCCGAGCUCCGUGGAGAAGACCCCCAGCACCAGCGGCCCGAGCUCCGUGGAGAAGACCCCCAGCACCAGCGGCCUGAGCUCCGUGGAGAAGACCCCCAGCACCAGCGGCCCGAGCUCCGUGGAGAAGACCCCCAGCACCAGCGGCCCGAGCUCCGUGGAGAAGACCCCCAGCACCAGCGGCCCGAGCUCCGUGGAGAAGACCCCCAGCACCAGCGGCCUGAGCUCCGUGGAGAAGACCCCCAGCACCAGCGGCCUGAGCUCCGUGGAGAAGACCCCCAGCACCAGCGGCCUGAGCUCCGUGGAGAAGACCCCCAGCACCAGCGGCCUCCGUGGGAUCUCUUCGGGUCCCUGCCCGGCCAAGAAGAAACUGCUAUCAUCCAGCGACACGGGAGAGUCGUGUUCGGAGGACGAGGGCCCCUCCACCUCUAAGAGGAGCCGUCUGGCCCUGCUGACCCCGGGGUUAGGGCUGGCCUCCUGCAGGGGCACCGAUGCCAAGGCUGCCCCCUUCUGGAGCCACCUGCUGCCCAACGCACAGGACCCGGACCACACCAAGAGUUUAUCAGAAUGCAGAGGAGCCAGCAGAAGGCUGAAAAGUGGGAUGCUCCUGAAGAGUCGACAGCUAUGUAGUGGGCGGCGUACAGACACCUUGGGUCGCACUGCUCGGGCAGGCUGGCCCUCUUCUUCCAUCAGCCGUUCACUACUGGGUAACUUUGAGGAGUCGAUCCUGAAGGGUUGUUUCUCUCCGUCGGGUCGUAUCGAGGGCUUCACAGCAGAGAUCGGUGCCAGCGGAUCCUACUGCCCUCAACACGCCACUCUGCCUGUACACGUCACCUACUACGACAUCUCAGAGCACAGCGCACCCUCACCCUUCCUGGGGGUGAUCUCCUUGGAGCCUUUAGGGAAGAAGGGAUACAGCGUACCCAAAGCAGGGACCACCCAAGUGACCUUAUUCAACCCCAAUAAAACUGUGGUGAAGAUGUUCCUCGUGACCUAUAACUUUGGGGACAUGCCCGUCAAUCACAUGACCUUCCUUCGUCACCGCAUCUUCCUGGUUCCCGUUGAGGAGGCGGGGCCAGAGGCGAAGGGGGGUGGGCCUCCAGAGCCCAGGGCCACGCCCACAGAGAGGAGGAAGAUUCUCUGCUACCUGAUACACCUCAGAUUCCAGAGCUCUAAAUCUGGGAAGAUCUACUUGCACAACGAUAUCCGGCUGCUAUUCUCCCGCAAGUCCAUCGAGGUGGACACGGGGAUCCCUUACGAGCUCAAAUCUUUCACCGAGGUGCCAAGAAACCCCAAAUAUUCCCCCCGCGUGUGAGCCUAUGAUGAACCCGCGACCCCUGACCCCAUCACCAACGCAGCCCAUUCCUGGAACUGGGCACAGAGAGAUAAACAGACAGACAUGGACAAGAAAACUUGAAAAUAUUAUUCAUUCAAACACACGCAUAUAUACUGAGUAUACAAAACAUUAAGGACACCUUCCCUAAUAUUGAGUUGCACUCCCUCUAUUGCCCUCAGAACUCUACAGUUAUGAACUCUACAAGGUGUUGAAAGCGUUCCACAGGGAUGCUAGACCGUGUUGACUCCAAUGCUUCCUACAGUUGUGUCAAGUUGGCUGGAUGUCCUUUGGGUGGUGGACCAUUCUUCACACGGGACACUGUUGAGCGUGAAAAACCCAGCAGCGUUGCAGUUCUUGACACAAACAGGUGCUCCUAACACCUGCUACCAUACCCUGUUCAAAGGCACUUAAAUAUUUUGUCUUGCUCAUUCACCCUCUUAAUGGCACAUAUACACAAUCCAUGUCUCAAUUGUCUCAAGGCUUAAAAAUCCUUCUUUAACCCGUCUCUUCCCCUUAAUCUACACUGAUUGAAGUGGAUGUAACAAGUGACAUCAAUUUGGGACCAAAGCUUUCAUCUAUAUUCACCUGGUCAUGGAAAGAGCAGGUGUACUUAAUAUUUUGUCCAGUCAGUAUAUAUACAUACACAGAAACACACAUUUCCCACACAAAAUGCACAGACAAGCAUCGAUCAAUACAUGCACACAGGCAAAGCAGCCUCACGUGUAUACACAACUCACAGUACACAUGAACACUCGGUGGUGAAACUCAUCUAGAGUUGAGUGUUAACAUGCCUUGUGACUAACCUAAAAAACAGUUUUCCUCUCGAGCUGUUCGUUUCCCACACAAACAGUUGUUUACUCUGCCUGCACCCCCCCACCCACCCCUCCCCAAUGGUGGACCAAUGACAACUCUGCACCCGCCCCCCCUCCCCAAUGGUGGACCAAUGACAACUCUGCCACCGCAACCAGCCAGUCAAUAGAACGCCAGGGAGCCGCUAAUGGCGCACACUUUGUAAGAAGAGGACUGGAGAGCCUUAAACAAGCACAUCCCAGUAAGGGGGGAGGGGCACAAAACAAACGUUAUUAAACCAUUAAACCUGAGAAGAGAUGAGAUAAGAAGAGAGACAGAGGAACACUAGUGAAACAACGACUGAAUUCAAUCAAUUGAAGAAUAAAGAUUGGACGUCAGAUGUUUGACACAUCCUGCAAACGCCAAAACAAUUGGCUACACUCAGGACUUGUACUGUUUUGAUUGAAGCCUACAGAUGAUCCAGUGAGCCCUCCCCCAUUUCAAGCAUCAUGGUACGGACCACUGUGUAGGUAGGAUGCAAGGGUAAGGGGAAAAUACCAUGGUGUAGGUGGGCCCUUUUUUAUGUAGACUGGCGGAGGGACACUGUGUUUUAGUUUAUUUUCUGUUCAAAACAGUCCGAAAUGGGAGCAGAAAAGAAAAAACUGUAGUAUUUAAUUUGUUUUUUUCAAAUGUCUUAAAUAGCAAUAUGCUGCAUAAAUAGAGUGUGUUUUCAUUCAGACUACUGUCUGCAUCCCAAAAGGCCCCCUAUUCCCUAUAUAGUACACUACUUGUGACCAGAGGUCUAUGGGUCCUCUAUAUAGAGCCCUAUGGGUCCUGGUCACAAGUAGUGCACUACAUAGGGGACAGGGGGCCUUUCGGGACAAAGACUUUCUCUGUGGAGAUGGCUUUGGAGUGA
Molecule: messenger RNA, 4736 nt
Organism: Oncorhynchus masou masou (cherry salmon)
Lineage: Eukaryota; Metazoa; Chordata; Actinopteri; Salmoniformes; Salmonidae
Product: atos homolog protein B-like
Source: RefSeq, a predicted model, not a curated record